UGGCCGAUUUACGGCUGCUGGAGGAUUGUUGUCAUUUUUCUGACGGUAGCCGCUAGCUUUGGCUAGCCGUUUGAUGGUUUCUUCCCAUAUACUUUGAUCCAGCAGGAUGUUAGGAUGGAGUGUGGCUCACUUUUGCCAGACAGCUUGGUGUUGGAGAUUUUCCUGCGUCUGCCCCAUGAUGCUGUGCUGAGAGCUGGUCUGACCUGCCGGCAGUGGUUGGCUGUAUCCAGAGAUGAGUUCCUGUGGAGGGAGUUGUUCUACAGCUACUAUCGCAUCCCUCGCUCUGUACCCCGACACCCUGCGUCCGUCUCGUGGUAUAGGGAGUUCAAGCGUCUGUUUGACUGUAUCCCUUGUGUGGAGGUUCAAACGCUGAGAGAACACAGCGACCAAGUCCUCCACUUGGCUUUCUCCCACAGGGGUCAUCGCUUCUCCUCCUGCUCCAAAGACUGCACUGUUAAGUUGUGGGACACAGAGCGAACAGAUGGCAGCAUUUCGUUGGUGCACAGUUCUAGCAUGCGGCAGUUUAACUGGGGCUACACCCAGUUCUCCCAGUUUAAUGCAGAUGACACACUCCUGCUUGUAUCUGGAGUGUACCUGGGCCCACACCACUCCUCAUCUGGAGAGAUUGCUGUCAUCAGUCUGGAGAAUUACACACUGUUGUCCCGAGUGAGGAACAAACCAUACGAUGUGUUUGGUUGCUGGCUGAACGAAACCCACCUGAUCUCUGGAAACCUACACUGGAUAGGCAACAUGACGUCCUGUUCUGUCCUGUGGCUCAAUAAAGCCUUCCAGGAUAUUGAAUCAGAGAAUGUCAAUGUGGUGAAGCGCCUCUUCAAGAUUCAGAAUAUUAAUGCCAGCACCAUCCGCACUGUGAUGGUGGCCCACUGCCGUCGUCAUGACAACCCCGACUUGCUGUUAGACUAUGAGGCUCAGUCUCAGGCCCAGGCCCUACGGCAGAAAGGUCAGCAGCAGCACCACCAGCCACUCCUCUUUGAUUUAGGGACCUCUGGCAGUGAGGAGGACGAUGAAGAAGAGGACAAUGAAGAGAGGGAAGCGAGGUGCCAUGGCCCCCCAUCUGGCCGAAACCCCCAGCCCACAAUCUCAGGUCUAGAGCAAGUUAUGCAGAGUUGUAAAAAUGUAGGGAAAAGGGAGUUGCAGAUAGAGACCCACGUGGCCAAGGUGAUGGGGAGAGCCCAUACAAAGGUCCCUGAUUCCAGCCUCAUUGAGCCCUCUGAGCCAGGGGAGGGAGAGGACAAAACUUAUCUACUGUUUACCACCGGUAGCCUUACAUACUCCCCUCACCAGAUAGGUAUAAAGCGCAUCAAACCUGACCAGAUGACAACAUCAGGGCCUGUCCUUGGGGAGGAACGGAGAUCUGAUGAGUUUUUCGAUUCCUUGGACCAUGUUAUCGAUAUCCAUGGUCACAUCAUUGGUAUGGGCCUUUCUCCAGACCACAGGUACCUUUAUGUGAACAGCAGGGCUUGGCCAGCUGGAUGCGUCAUCUCUGACCCCAUGUCUCCGCCUCCCAUCGCUGAAGAAAUCGACCUGCAUGUCAUCGACCUGAAGAGCUUGCGGGAGGAGAGAAGGAGUCUGCGCGCCCACCGAGCCUUCACUCCUAAUGACGAGUGCUUCUUCAUCUUCCUGGACGUCAGCAGAGACUUUGUUGCCAGUGGAGCUGAGGACAAGCAUGGUUACAUCUGGGACCGUCACUACAACAUCUGCCUGGCUCGACUGGCCCACGAUGACGUUGUGAACUCCGUGGCCUUCAGCCCUGCAGACCAGGAACUGCUGCUGUCGGCCAGCGAUGACUCCACCAUUAAAGUGUGGCGCUCACCACGCAUGGUGCGCUUGGCCCAGUCUGCGACCCGGCCCACGAGGAACCGUAGCCUCCUGUCAUCCUGGCUGAGCCGCAACAAAAACUCCACAUCUUCCAGCAGCGUCAACGGAAAACUGUGAGUCAGGUUGAAACAGUCUUACAGUUGGAGGGAGUGGGAGGAGGAACAUUUGACCUUUUUCCUCCGUGGAGUCAGUAUGUAUAUGUACGGUUUGGUUAACAGCAGGAGGUGUUGCAUGAGCUCACAUUUUUGCCACGGACACAGUUGUGCUCUGUUGAACUGUCAGAGGAUGUGGUAAGAUGUGACUCAGGAUUAGUCACAAAGGGGCGCUGUUGUAUCAGCAGAGGACAGGCAUUGCCACAGACUCUGCAUUGCUGCUGACAUGAGUGAUAUCACAGAUAGUGUAGAGCAAAACAGAAACUAAACCUGCUCACCUUAAAGUCUUUUUAUCUGUAAUAAUGUGACUUAACAGGUCAGACACAGGACUCGUGGACCUGAGGCAUUGUGCAACAUAAUUGUCCUGCAACAGAGGGCACUGAAUGAUCAAGGCUGUAAUGUCUGUCUUGUCAGAUUGAAAGUGCUGUAACAAAAAAAUCCUUUCCCUAAUGUUUUUUUUUUUUCUUGGUAAUGGAAAAAUUUCAAAUUAUGUCAUGUAGAAGACACAAACUGUUUUAGAGAGUGAGAGUUUUAAAACCAAAAGGGAAAAAGACAUGUCACUGCAUUUCCUGCAGUUUGACGUUUCCCAGGUUGCACCUCCAUAUGUUUUUAUGCCCAGGAUGUAAAACAUCACUAUCCUAUUAAAGGUAGAAAUUUGGAGUGAUUUCAUUUUGAGAUGUUAAAACAGUUGGUGUGAAGCAUGGCUAUGAACAAAACAUGUAGUUUGUGUGUUUUAUUGUUAUUGGGCCUAUAUAACGUAGAAAUGUAUUUAAAACGUUUUAUCCAUGAGUAGCUGCUCUUUGUUAUAACCCCUUGUCGAAAAGCACUUAAGUGGUGAAUCUGAGGUCUCCUGGACCUUUUCUUCAAAAAAAAAAAAAAAGGAAAAGAAAUCUAUCCUUGUCAUUACAUUUCACUAACAGUUUGUUUCAAACACAAGAACGUGAACAUUGAGGAGAACCUGUCACCAUUGCCAUGAACAGCUACAACUGCAGCACUGGGCACAAGACUCAUUUAACUAUAUUGUUUAUGGACAAUUGUAAAGAGCAGAUAUAUUUUUUUCCAGUUACUUUAUUAAGAUGCAGUACAGGAAAUAUGUUCAUAUUAUUAAAAUAUCUGCAUAUCUGAACAAAACAGCAAAAUAAGGCAAAAAACAGUCAGUAAUUAGUGUGACCUCUAUUCGCAUUACAGUAAAGAGCCUUUGACAUGUGGCAGUAUAUCUCAUAUCGACAUACAGACAAACACAUAAGUGCAGAAGGAGAUCACGCUAAAUACUGGAUACUUUGGUUUGAAACUUUAUUGUUUCAGUGCCAUUUACAUAUUUCCUUUAUAUUCUGUUUGUAUCUCCAUACAGAGGCUGAAAAAUACAAUCAUUACAGCUUGAUAAAACAACAAACCUAAUGGUGGACUAAGACUUUUUUACUACUACUGUGUAUAUAUAGCUGUUGCUGUAGCACACCACUAUGCAAUUUGUUUUAGUUCACCACCUCCACAUCUAUUUAUUAAUGUUUACCCAGGGCAGCUUACAGAGCUCCAUGCUCUUAGUUAACAGCAUGUUUAGUCCGGGUAUUUUUUCUAUUCCAGUCCCACAUUGAGAUAACCUGAUAAUAAGAUUAGAUGACGUUAUUUUGUCAGUCUUUAGAAUGUCCCCUGAAGGUACAAAAUACAUCAGACAACUGUUGGUCACAGGUUGCACAGUACUCCCUUCUGACUAGUCUGUGUGCACAGCUCCAGUUUGAGAAUAAAUCUAAUAAGAGACCAGAAAAAAUACAGCUCUGGAGAAAAAUCUGAAGAGGCCACUCCAUUUUAACACCUGAACCCUAUAGAAAGAGGGGACCAUGGAUGAUGUCAAGCCACCAAGCGAAGCAGAGCUGGUCAUGUUACACUGACUUAUUCCAACAGUAUCUCACAACUGACUUCUUCUUCUGUUUUCCAUUUCAUAGGAGGCAUAUCCAGUAUUUCAGAGUUAAUAUCGCUUUAAGGAAAAGCCCAGAAUGAAUGAACUAAACAUUUACUUACAACUUUUACGUCUUUUACAACAGCAGUAACAACAGUAUAAAAAUAUAUGUAAUAGUAUAGUAUAUACUAAUAUCUAUAUAUAAACAACAAACAAGUUAAAUGACGUCUACAAACAAGAUGUGCCCUGCAGUUUUCAACACAUUUGGAUCCAACUUACUAACUUACUAACAACUUAAGCUGGAACUGACAUACAACUGAAAAAAAUGAAAACAAAUAUAUUUGUAAUGUUUGUGUGAAAGCUUAAAAGUUCAGAGGAGUUAGUGAUGGUUCCAAUGAAGAAAAGUGAGAAUACAGACAUUUUCUGCGUUUUUGUCUUUAUCUCCUCUGAGCUGUGCUCUAACAGCAAAGUUAAGGAAACUAAGCUUAGAUUCAGGAAAAUUGUAACUGAAUAAUUUUUUAAAAAUAAAAUCAGUUUGAUUAAUCAUUUCAGCUCUUGCAUCCUCUUAAGUCAGUGUUGUUUGCCAGUUCCAGGCUGUUUACCUAAGGUGAUACUAACUCAGGUCCUAGGUGACAAUAAUGUGUCGUAGCAACGAAUGUCAUCUGUUACAAAACAAAAAAAGGAGAAGAGGAAGUCUGUUCAGAGCCACUGUAGUGGGGACUUGCAGCCUCAUAUAUAUAUAUAUAUAUAUAUAUAUAUAUAUAUAUAUAUAUAUAACAUACAACUCAUUUGAAAGUAAAGAAAACCUGAUGAUUUAUAUUUUCUGUUGAUUAUACAUUUAUGGAAACAUAGUCUGUGUCAUUUCUGUAAUUAAAUCCUUCUAAGUCCCUCUGAAUCUGACACAUUGGACCUUCAAACGUUAAUAUUGCGUCAUAGUUUGAGAAAAAGAGUGCAAUCCAAUCAGAUUUUAUUUAUAUAAUGCCAUAUCGUGACAAACAUUAUCUCAAGACACCUUUUAGAGCUGGUCUAAAACUAGACUUUUAAUAACCCAAUUCAGAUACCAACAGAAUCCUCCAUGAUUUACAAUAGAGUAAAGAGUAAUGGAAAGAGUAUGACUCAUUUUGAUUCCAUUCUUCAAGGUUUGGAAAUGCAUAUUUUAAAAAUUUUAUUGUUUUGACCAUUAUGGCUGCAACUAACAGUUACCUUCAUUGAUGAUUAUUUUUUUCAAUCAAUUGUGUUUGGUCUAUUAAAUUUCAGAAAACCUUUUUUUUUUUUUAUGUUCCUAAAGCCCAAGAUGCCAUCCUCAAAUGUCUUGUUAGGUCCACAACUCAAGGAUAUUGAAUUUGCUUAGAUACAGGAGGAAUAAAUCCAGAAAAUAUAAGAAUAUGAAGCUGAAAUCAGAAAAUUUGGAUUUUAUUCUUAAAAGUUACUGAACUUAAUCCACAACUAUUUUCAAAAUAAUCAAUUUAACAGCCAACAAGUCAUCAUAUUCUGCAAAUAAAUGUAUGAAAUGGAAAUAUUCUUACUCUGAAUAACCAAAUUGGUAUGAGUGGGUUCAUUAUGUUACACACCGUACAUACCGUACAUUAAUUUUUCUACAGCUGUAUCUCAAGUACCUGUGAUAUAAAAGAAGUGUUGAUGUUGGUUUUAAGAUUAUCUUUGCUACAGUUGUUUGUUCAACCCACCAAGGAUAGCGCUCAUAUAGAUCAUUAACUCAUCGGUUUUUAAAUGAAACCACAAAAAAGUAUAACACAGAAUCCCGUACAGGCCUCAGAGUGCUUCUGUUUGUUCACAGUGGGACUUUACGUUGAGGCUCUUGCUUGAACACCUGCUGUAGUUUAGUUUGUUUGGCUCAUCUGUGUGCUGCUUGUUCACGGUUUGACACCAGAUUCUUCAUUUAUUUUAACAGUUCAUUUAAAUUGAUGCCACUCUGAGACUCAUCUAAAAGAACCGCUAAACAGAAAGUGACACAUACGAAGGGAAGAUGAUUUCAGUUUUGGUUGAACUGUUGGAAGGGCUAGGUACUUUACCUGGUAAAUAUUCUUAUAUGGCCAACUGGAUGGUCUGGUUGAGUAAUGCAUGACCUGCUUUUGGUAGAAACGUGAGAGUUGGAGUGAGUGCUGUUGAUGCCACGUUUCCCAACCCAACCAUGUUUUUGGUAUGUGUCUAAUAAGUCAUUUGGCUUAUUGGUUUUGUCCCUACUUCCCUCUCAUUCUUUCUAAUUGUAUUUCCUCUAAUUUUGUUUUUACAGUCCCCUUAAAUAAAAAGCAUGCCAUUAAAGGUCACAAAUCUCAAUAGAAUAAAUGUCUUUUCCACUAAA
Messenger RNA from Sphaeramia orbicularis (orbiculate cardinalfish), 6205 nucleotides. It is a transcript of the gene fbxw5, whose product is annotated as F-box and WD repeat domain containing 5. Gene Ontology annotation, molecular function: protein binding. NCBI's taxonomy places the organism in Eukaryota, Metazoa, Chordata, Actinopteri, Kurtiformes, Apogonidae. The transcript has 10 exons. Gene Ontology annotation, biological process: protein ubiquitination. Bases 115 to 1956 code for a protein of 613 amino acids. The record is from RefSeq and is a predicted model, not a curated record. Gene Ontology annotation, cellular component: Cul4-RING E3 ubiquitin ligase complex; SCF ubiquitin ligase complex.